AUGCCAUCUGCAUCUGCCAUGAUCAUUUUCAACCUAAGCAGUUACAAUCCAGGGCCCUUCAUUCUGGUAGGGAUCCCAGGCCUGGAGCAAUUCCACAUGUGGAUUGGAAUUCCCUUCUGUGUCAUCUACAUUGUAGCUGUUGUGGGAAACUGCAUCCUUCGCUACCUCAUUGUGGUGGAACAUAGUCUUCAUGAACCCAUGUUCUUCUUUCUCUCCUCUGCCAUGACUGACCUCACCUUGUCCACCGCUGGUGUGCCUAAAACACUCAGUAUUUGGCUGGGGGCUCGCGAAAUCACAUUCCCAGGAUGCCUUACACAAAUGUUCUUCCUUCACUACAGCUUUGUUCUGGAUUCAGCCAUUCUGAUGGCCAUGGCAUUUGAUCACUAUGUAGCUCUCUGUUCUCCCUUGAGAUAUACCACCAUCUUGACUCCCAAGGCCAUCAUCAAGAUUGCUAUGGGCAUCUCCUUUCGAAGGUUCUGCAUCAUCCUGCCAGACGUAUUCUUGCUGACGCGCCUGCCUUUCUGCAGGACACGUAUCAUACCCCACGUAUACUGUGAGCAUAUAGGCAUUGUCAGGCUCACCUGUGCUGAUAUCUCCAUCAACAUCUGGUAUGGCUUUUGUGUUCCCAUCAUGAUGGUCAUCUCAGAUGUGAUUCUCAUUGCUGUUUCCUAUGCCCUUAUCCUCUGUGCUGUCUUUCGCCUUCCCUCCCAAGAUGCCCGCCAGAAACCCCUCGGCACUUGUGGUUCUCAUGUCUGUGUCAUCCUCAUGUUUUAUAUGCCUGCCUUUUUCUCCAUCCUUGCCCAUCGUUUUGGACACAAUGUCUCUCGCACCUUCCACAUCAUGUUUGCCAAUCUCUACAUUGUUAUCCCACCUGCAUUUAACCCCAUGGUUUACGGAGUGAAGACCAAGCAGAUCAGAGAUAAGGUUAUAGUUUUGUUUUCUACUAAGGGUACAGGAUGA
Mandrillus leucophaeus (drill) is the source of this 960-nucleotide messenger RNA. Its product is annotated as olfactory receptor 52H1. Lineage: Eukaryota; Metazoa; Chordata; Mammalia; Primates; Cercopithecidae. Gene Ontology annotation, molecular function: G protein-coupled receptor activity; olfactory receptor activity. The record is from RefSeq and is a predicted model, not a curated record. Gene Ontology annotation, biological process: G protein-coupled receptor signaling pathway. Gene Ontology annotation, cellular component: membrane.